Magnolia sinica is the source of this 2431-nucleotide messenger RNA. Its product is annotated as cellulose synthase-like protein H1. Gene Ontology annotation, biological process: cellulose biosynthetic process; plant-type primary cell wall biogenesis. The transcript has 9 exons. Gene Ontology annotation, cellular component: trans-Golgi network; plasma membrane. The record is from RefSeq and is a predicted model, not a curated record. NCBI's taxonomy places the organism in Eukaryota, Viridiplantae, Streptophyta, Magnoliopsida, Magnoliales, Magnoliaceae. Bases 36 to 2306 code for a protein of 756 amino acids. Gene Ontology annotation, molecular function: mannan synthase activity; cellulose synthase (UDP-forming) activity.
AGAGCUGCUUACUGCAUCUAUCUUAGCCUCUUUUCAUGACCAACCCUAUCUCUUUCCCUCUCCAUGAGAGGAUUCCUCGUAAGAACACUCUACCAAGAGCACUGACUCUGCUCAUCCUCUUCCUCCUCUUCUCUCUCCUCUUUUACAGGGUCCUGCACCUUCACAGCCAUGGAACCGUUUGGUGCCUUGCCUUCCUUUGUGAGUCAUGGUUCACCUUAAUUUGGGUCUUGAUCACAAACGCUAGAUGGAACCCCAUUGAUCAGAAAACGUAUCCAGAUCGACUUUUAGACAGGUUCCAAGACCUUCCUCCGGUAGACAUGUUUGUCACUACGGCGGACCCUUUGUUGGAACCUCCGAUCCUGACUGUAAACACCGUUCUCUCAUUGUUGGCUGUCGACUACCCGUCUCACAAGCUGGCUUGCUAUGUGUCGGACGAUGGGGCGUCACCGAUCACUUUCUAUUCAUUGAUUGAAGCUUGCGAGUUCGCCAAGCUGUGGGUUCCCUUCUGCAAGAAAUAUGGUGUUCGAGUUCGAGCUCCUUUCAUGUAUUUCUCGACCGAACCUGAAAUGCCAACCGGGCAUUCUUCGGAUGAUUUUGUUCGUCAAUGGAAAGAGAUGCAGGACCAAUAUGAGGAACUUGACCGGAAAAUUACAGAGGCAGUCCAAAAAUCGUCGGCUCCUGAUCAUUUAAUGGACCAUUUUGAAAAUUUCUCUAAUAUUAAACGUCAAAACCAUCCGAGCAUAGUUAAGGUGAUAUGGGAGAAUAAAGAAAAGAUACCAAAUGGGAUUCCUCAUCUUGUUUAUGUGGCCAGAGAGAAGAGGCCAAAGCAACCUCAUCACUUCAAAGCUGGAGCUAUGAACGUUCUGACAAGGGUCUCAGGAGUGAUGACGAAUGCGCCUUUCAUGUUGAAUGUCGACUGCGACAUGUUUGUGAAUAAUCCAAAGGCUGUCCUUCAUGCAAUGUGCUUUUUUCUGGGCCAUCAUAAAGAAAUAGAAAGUGGGUUCGUGCAAUUUCCACAGGUGUUCUACGGCGGCAUCAAAGACGACCCUUUUGGAAAUCAGAUGGUCGUCCCACAAGAGUGUGUACUUCGAGGAAUAGCAGGAAUUCAAGGGCCCAUGUAUUCCGGGACAGGAUGCUUCCACAGAAGAAAAGUUAUAUAUGGGCAGCUGCCAAAUUGUGAAGCAACCAAAAGUUCAAUUUUCAAUUCAAUAAAUGGUAAAUUACACAAAAAUGCAUUGGAUAAAGGAUUUGGCCACACAACGAAAUUCUUGGAAUCCGUUGCUCGGACAGUGUCCGAAAAAUAUGAAGAAUCAUCUAGACCGUCGGAUUUUUCGACCACUCUUGAGGCAGCCAAGGAGGUUGCAGAUUGUCAAUAUGAGUUCAACACAAGCUGGGGUAAAGAGGUUGGUUGGGUGUACGGAUCUGCGACCGAGGACGUGCUCACAGGGCUGAAGAUCCACUCUAUGGGCUGGCAUUCGGUCUAUUGUUCGCCCGAGGUGCCAGCGUUCCUUGGGUCCGCACCCAUGGGUGGGCCCGCUACCCUCUCGCAGCUGAAACGGUGGGUUACAGGUCUUUUUGAAAUCCUCGUUGGCGAACACAGCCCCUUGCUAGCUACCUUCUCCAAAAAUCUCAGCUUCCGACAAUCCCUGGGGUACGUUUUGGUCAACGUGUGGGCCCUGCGCUCCAUUCCGGAGGUGUGCUACGCUGCGCUGCCUGCAUUUUGUCUCCUCACCAACACGUCCUUCUUGCCCAAGGUAUCUGAUCCCUGGAUGAUCAUCGCCGCUACGCUUUUCAUCUUGCACAACCUCCAUGGUCUGAUGGAAUAUCUUCAAUGCGGGCUAUCCUUCCGCACAUGGUGGAACAAUCAGAGAAUGUCGAAGAUAACAUCGGCGACUGCGUGUUUGUUUGGAGUUUUGGGUGUCAUACUGAAGCUUCUCGGCUUAUCGGAGACGAUGUUCGAAGUUACACGUAAAGAUCAAAGUGCUACAGAUAGUAGCACUGAUGUGGAUGCUGGACGAUUCACCUUCGACUCCUCACCCAUCUUCGUGCCUGCGACGGCCAUUGUGUUAGUGCAUAUGACUGCACUUGUGGUGGGCCUGUUGGGGGUGUGGCUACCGGUCUUUGGUGGGCCACCGGGGCUGGGAGAGAUGGUGUGUAGUACAUGGGUGGUGCUCAGCUUCUUUCCCUUUGUGAAAGGGCUCUUUGCCAAGGGAGGUUAUGGGAUCCCCUGGCCCACCAUCUGCAAAGCUGCAGCAUUGGCUUUCCUUUUCCUGAACUUCUGUAACAGAUUUAGAUCCUCUCAGUAAUUAAGAGGCUCCUCUGCAGGUCCUUGGUAGAAUUAGUGAUUCACUGCCUUUUCAUCUAUCCAUGUUCUCUAUAUUCUAAAAAAUAGAUAUAUUAAUUUAACAUCAUAGAAAAUAAUUGUUAACUU